GCGUCACAACAUUUUAUCAACUGUUUAAGUCAACUACGCGUAAACAAAGUUAAAAAAUGAAAUUUUUUAUUAUCUUUUUUUUAUUCCUUUUUGCUUUCGGUUUGGCUGCUCCACCUAAAAAACCAGAACAAACGGAAAUUUUGCGUCACGACACGGAUUUUGGAAUAGAUUCCUUUAGAUAUGCCUUUGCUACAAGCGAUGGUACGGAGGCUCAAGCUGAAGGUCAGUUAAAAAACGCCGGCCAGGACGAUGAAAGUCUUGUUAUUCGUGGCGUCUAUACGUACGUAGGCGAUGAUGGUCAAACUUAUACAGUUACCUAUCUAGCGGAUGAGAAUGGUUUUCAACCUCAAGGCGAUCAUUUACCGGUUUCUUAA
Glossina fuscipes is the source of this 374-nucleotide messenger RNA. RefSeq names its product larval cuticle protein 65Ag1-like. Gene Ontology annotation, cellular component: chitin-based extracellular matrix. The record is from RefSeq and is a predicted model, not a curated record. Gene Ontology annotation, molecular function: structural constituent of chitin-based larval cuticle. The coding region runs from base 57 to 374 and encodes 105 amino acids. NCBI's taxonomy places the organism in Eukaryota, Metazoa, Arthropoda, Insecta, Diptera, Glossinidae. The transcript has 2 exons.